AAUGCCUCCCCUCCACAUACUGCUCGGGCUUCUCCUCUUGCUCACUCCUCCUCCUUGCUGCUCCUCUGCAGCUGCAAAUGGAGACAAGCUGCCGGCAGGCCAAGCUCUCGCUGUUGGCAGCAAACUCGUCUCCAGAAACGGCAAGUUCGCGCUCGGCUUCUUCCAGCCAGCAGCUGCUGCGGGCAGCAUCAGUAAGUCGCCCCACAAUGCCACCUCCCCGAGCUCAGGCUGGUACCUCGGCAUAUGGUUCAAUAAGAUCCCGGUUUUCACCACUGUGUGGGUCGCUAAUAGGGAAGAACCCGUCGUCCACCACAACCUCAAUCAAACACAGCUCAAGAUAGCAAGCGAUGGCAAUCUUGUCAUCGUACUAACCCAUGCCAGCAACACCGAGUCCGUAGUUUGGUCCACUCACAUCGUCAACAAUAUGACACAAGCCAGCAAAAAAAACACCACCACUACUAGUGUCGCCCUUCUCUUGAACAAUGGAAACCUUGCCCUCACAUCUGAACAGAAGGUGUUGUGGCAGAGCUUCGACUACCCAACAGAUGUAGUGCUUCCUGGCUCUAAGUUCGGCCGGAACAAGAUCACUAGUUUUAGCAGCCAACUCAUCUCAAAGAAGAGCCUCAUUGAUCCUGGUUUAGGGUCAUACAGUCUUGACCUAGAAGAUAUCAAGGGGUUCGUCCUCAAACGCCGCAAGAACCCAUCAAUAGUGUAUUGGCUUUAUGAAUCCUCCACAACAUCAGCAAUGAAUCUUUUGCCACUAGCCAAGGCACUGCUAGAUUUGAAUCCUCAGACCAAAGGUUUACUUAACAUAACAUAUGUUGAUAACAACCGAGAGGAGUACUACAUGGGCACUUUACGAGAUGAAUCCUCGGCUUCCAUGUUUGGCUUACUAGACAUCUCUGGUCAGAUAAAGCUGAAUCUUUGGUCGCAUGCCAGCCAGUCUUGGCAGACAAUAUAUGCCCAACCAGACAAUCCGUGUGAGCCACCUGCAACCUGUGGACCUUUCACGGUCUGUAGCAGCAAGCCACAUCCAUCCUGUGACUGCAUGGAGAGCUUCUCUCAGAAAUCACCACAUGAUUGGGAGUUUGAUGACCGAACAGGAGGAUGCACUAGAAAUACACCAUUACAUUGCACUAGUGACAAAAACAUGACAAGUUCAACAGACAUAUUCCACCCCAUUAAUCAAGUUCAACUUCCCUACAACCCACAAAGCAUAGUCGCUGCCACCACCCAAAGCAAAUGUGAAGAAGUUUGUCUCAGUUCCUGCUCAUGCACUGCUUAUUCCUAUAACAGUAGAAGAUGCUCUGUCUGGAAUGGGGAAUUACUUAGUGUAUUUCAGACUGAUGAUACUGGAGAACAUGUUCUUUACCUUCGUCUUGCCGCCAAAGAUUUGCGGCCAACUUUGAGAAACAACAAAAGAAAACCAACCAUUGGAGUUGUUGCUACUGCAAGCAUGAUUGGUUUUGGGUUAGUAAUGAUCAUGGUGUUCUUACUGAUUUGGAGGGACAAAUUCAAGUGGUGUGGUUUGUUGCCAAUUCACUAUGACCAUCAAGCUAGUGUUGGUGGGAUUAUAGCUUUUAGGUACACAGAUUUAGUUCGUGCUACUAAAAACUUCUCAGAAAAGCUAGGUGGAGGUGGUUUUGGUUCUGUAUACAAGGGAGUGUUAAGUGACUCAAAGACCACUAUAGCGGUGAAAAGACUUUAUGCUGCCCAUCAAGGAGAGAAGCAAUUCAGAGCUGAGGUGAGCUCAAUUGGGAUGAUCCAACACAUCAACCUAGUCAAACUGAUUGGUUUCUGUUGUGAAGGUGAUCACAGGUUGCUUGUGUAUGAACAUAUGUUAAAUGGGUCUCUUGAUGGUCAUCUAUUUAAGGUGAGCAAUCAUGAUGAUGAUGAUGCCCUAAAUUGGAGCACCAGAUACCAAAUAAUCCUUGGAAUUGCUAGAGGGUUAUCAUACUUGCAUCAAAGUUGCCACAAAUGCAUCAUACAUUGUGAUAUUAAGCCGGAGAACAUAUUGGUGGAUGGAUCAUUUGUUCCUAAAGUUGCAGACUUUGGGCUAGCAUCAUUUGUUGGAAGGGAUUUUAGCCGAAUCCUGACUUCAUUCAAAGGAACUACAGGUUAUCUUGCCCCGGAGUGGCUUACCGGAGUUGCUAUCACACCGAAAAUCGAUGUUUACAGCUUCGGCAUGGUUCUGCUGGAAAUCAUAUCAGGAAGGAGGAAUGCGUCACCUGAAACAUCAUACAACACUAGCAGCUGCAACAACAACAACACCCACCAACAUGUUGAAUAUUUCCCAGUCCAAGCCAUCAACAAGCUUCACAGCGACGAUGUGAAGAGUUUGGUGGAUCCACGGCUAAACGGUAACUUCAAUUUGGAAGAGGUUGAAAGGGUUUGCAAAAUUGCUUGUUGGUGCAUCCAAGAUAAUGAGUUUGAUCGGCCGAUGAUGGGUGAAGUGGUCCGGGUUCUAGAUGGUCUGCAAGAGAUUGAUGUGGCCCCAAUGCCAAGACUACUCGCAGCUAUAACGGAACAAUCUGGUGCUGCAACUUCUAUGUAAUAAUAAUUAUUGUCGAGAUCGCUAGUCUUUGUUGAUUUCAGCAAUUUCUUAAAGUUGUAAUGUGAAGAAUAAGGAAUAAAGGAAAGCAAGCUUGUAGUUGCUAAUUA
This is a messenger RNA of Triticum aestivum (bread wheat), 2661 nucleotides long. RefSeq names its product G-type lectin S-receptor-like serine/threonine-protein kinase At2g19130. Gene Ontology annotation, biological process: protein phosphorylation; recognition of pollen. The record is from RefSeq and is a predicted model, not a curated record. Gene Ontology annotation, molecular function: ATP binding; protein serine/threonine kinase activity. The transcript has a single exon. Lineage: Eukaryota; Viridiplantae; Streptophyta; Magnoliopsida; Poales; Poaceae. Bases 2 to 2554 code for a protein of 850 amino acids.